AUGCAAUGUCCAAAUUGUGGCAGUGAUAAACAAAUCAUUAAUGACAUUGAUAGUUCCGUUUGUUGUUCUCAAUGUGGUCUAGUUCAUGAGCAAAACAUUCUUAGUACAGAAUCUACAUGUCCAGAUGAUGUUAUUCCAUUGUCCAUUGCUGAAGCUGCUGAAAAGACGAAUAAAAGAGAAACAGAAUUUGUAAAUCAAUUUAGAGUAACCGCAGCUUAUUUUGAAUUCCCACAAGAUCUUAUUACAAGUGGGAAACAGAUUAUAAAGGAAAAUGUUUCUGAAUUUAGUAAUAGAUAUGUACCAGAGGUAGCCAUCUGCGUUGCGUUUUUAGUAAGUCGUAAAUGGAAACCUGAAUGGGAUUUGAACGAUUUUAUAGAAAACUUUACGUUACCACUUGAUAUAAUUCAAGUUAGAAAGGCGUAUUUUACGAUUACAAAACGACAGCCUUCUCAAGUUCAUAUUUGGAAAAGGACAUCAGAACAAGUUGAUUAUUUCAUAGAUCGUGUCUAUACAGCGAUUAUAAAUCAAUUGAAUAGGGUGAGUCGUGUAGGAAAGAAGGAGAAGCAGAAGAAGCCGUUCUUUACAAUCGAACAACUUGCAGAAAAGACAAAGGCAUUGAUAGAGCUAGGCGAAUUAUAUGGUCUAAACCUAGCACAAAAGGCGCGACCGACGAUCACCGUAACCGCCAUCCUUUCUGGCUUAUGUCUCUUUGUUGAGCUAGGGAUAGCGGGUCGUAAACGUGGAAGGAUAUCAUGUACACACCAUCUGCGCCUGGCCGACUUUCUUCCCUUGUGUUUUUCAGGAUUGGCUUCAUUCCUGUCACGAUACGCUGAAUAUGUUGAUUUUUUAUUUGCAUGUGCAAAGAAUAUUGGAUGGAUAAAGGGAGCUUCAAGAAAGUAUGUACAUUAUUAUUUAAGUGACAUCCUAGAGACCUUUGGCCAACAGGAUAAGGAGGAGCCACCGAUGAUGACGUUAAGACCCGAACAGUAUACGAUUGGCGUAUUUAGGAAAAGUAAGGAGUUACAUGAGCAAAUAGAAAAUGAUCUCAGGCUAGUUCAAGAACAUAUUGAAAACCGGACACGACCCGACAGCAAGAAGGACCCUACAAAAUUUGCACUAUAUAAAUUAAAGAGUUAUGGGUUUAAAGACCAAGAUAUCCUGAAUUGGACACCAGGAUAUAUUCGAAGUAUGGCUAAUUCUCUUCAAUUCCGCGAGGACUAUGGAGAUGUCUAUUGUUUUGCACAAGCUAAUUUAGACAGAAAAGAAGUAGAUGAACAAGAUAUGAAUGAUGAAGAAAUUGAACUUUAUUUAUAUUAAAUAAAUUAUAUAAUCAAUAUGCUUGAAAGUAACAUAUUGGAAAGAAAAGAAGAGAGAUGAGAAUACUGUUUACUAUAUAAAACGACAAUUACUCUAAGAUAACGUAGAU
Cokeromyces recurvatus is the source of this 1426-nucleotide messenger RNA. RefSeq lists its product as uncharacterized. NCBI's taxonomy places the organism in Eukaryota, Fungi, Mucoromycota, Mucoromycetes, Mucorales, Mucoraceae. The record is from RefSeq and is a predicted model, not a curated record. Bases 1 to 1317 code for a protein of 438 amino acids. The transcript has 2 exons.